Messenger RNA from Gaeumannomyces tritici R3-111a-1, 780 nucleotides. RefSeq lists its product as hypothetical. NCBI's taxonomy places the organism in Eukaryota, Fungi, Ascomycota, Sordariomycetes, Magnaporthales, Magnaporthaceae. The transcript is spliced from 3 exons. The record is from RefSeq and is a predicted model, not a curated record. The coding region runs from base 1 to 780 and encodes 259 amino acids.
AUGGCGCCAGUCGACACUCAGCCGCUGUGCCACCUCGGCGCCGUUUCUCGACAGCCUGACCCCCAGCGCCCAGAGCCACAAGGCUUCGUCACAUCGGUCGCACCCGUUGCCGUCGAAACGAACGCGAGUGCACAGGAUGCGGUGCCGCCUGUCGGCCUCACGGUGCUUGUUGCCCCUGAUGACCCCGCAUUCGACGUCGUCUUUGUUCACGGAUUCACAGGGCACCCGAAGCGCACCUGGCUCCACAGCAGAAGCCCGCGGUUGCCAUGCGAGUCCGGAGAUGGCGAGAGCAGCAGAACCUCGUCGUCACGCUCUAGUCGAAUCAGGGGAUUCUUAUCGCCAGUCUUCAAGCCACACAAGCGAUACCGGGAGGUCUACUGGCCCCAGGAGCUUCUCUCAGAGACGGCGCCGUCGGCGAGGAUCGCGACCUUCGGAUACGACACCAAUAUCAAGCAUCGAUUUCAUGGCCAAAUCAGCCAAAACAGCGUGUACGACAUUUCACGAGAUCUCCUCGUGUCGCUCACCUCUGUCCGGACGAGCAGCAGCGCGGACGACAGGCCUCUGAUCUUCGUCGCACACAGCCUUGGGGGCAUCGUGGUCAAGGAGCUGCUGCGGCAGUCUCGGGGGUACACGACGCAUCAGCGGCAUCUCCACUCGGUCUUCCUGUCCACUCGCGGCGUCAUCUUCUUCGGCACUCCACACGGGGGAUCUGACCCCCGUGGUGUGCAGCGGGCUUCUCGGUCAAAGGACAAUUGUCAACACCCUACUCCCCAGCUCUGA